GAGCUCUUUCCGGUGGAGACGUGGCUAGAGGUCCUUCCAUAUUGAGCCUGUAAGUUAAACAGACGCAAGUUUCACUCCGCAUUAAUAUUAUAUUUUAGACACUAAUACGUGGUAUUAUAUUACGGAAACUGCACAAGGAUUUGUAGCACAAGGGAUAACAACAAAAUGGUGAGUUAUGAAAUGUAAUUGAUCUACUGUAUUUAGCAGCUAGCUAGCUGUCUUGUUCGGCUUGACUGUGAACAUUGCAGUUGCAGAUAGCUAACAAUUUAGCUACAGUAGCUAGCAAGUUAACAUUGAUCAUUUUGCUGCGUAUGCAGGCAAAUAUACUUCCCUUAAGUAUAUAUUGGGCCGUAUAUCAUUAGCUAACGUUAGCUAGCUAUCAAUAGCGCUUUCAUGCACCAUCUCAUCGAUAAAUGCCAGCUCAGCUAACGUCAGCUAGUUAGCGUUUACGUCUGUUUUGUAGCAGCAGGCCUCACUAGCUAGCUAACGUUAGCUAUAUUGGCUUUCAGCUAGUUAAUUGUGAGUCAUUUAACUGGUAUUGGUUAGAUGGCAAAGUUUACAACAUAGCCACUCUAUAAAUGACUAGUGAAAUGUCUAGAUGUCAUUCCCGGCCUAGCAUGACUCGAGUUAAAAUUGAGGAUCCCAGCUUCUAUACCAAGCUUGCCAAUGUAAUACCUGUGUGAGGCUACCCACAAUAGUGGAAUGGUCCAUGCUAUCCGGGAUCCCUAGGACGUCCCUACCCCGUUGAAGUUAACAUUUUAAAAUGGGUAAGGGUUAGGUGGAACCACUACUUGGGCUUGAGGAGAGGAGGAAUAUGACAAGAUCUCAGUCUAACGUCCAGGAUCCUUCAAUUCAAAGUCCGUCCCAACAUUAGCCAGCUCUGCAAACGUUAUGUCAAAAAACGUUCGGUACUUAUUAAAAUAUGGAGUUUCGCAGAGCAACUUAAGUAAUUACUGCCGUUACGCACGGUAUGUACAAAAAAAUAUCUAAAUACAAAUAAAAUCAAUGAUCUUUAUGGAAACUGUACUGCUACCGAAGGUAUCAAAAACAAUAGAUAAUGCUAAAGAAGGUUGGAAAGUUAUAUAAUUUAAAAGUAUUACAAUAAUUAAUUAAUUUGACAAACCGUAAAAAAGAAACUGUUCAAAUCCCACUGUGGAUUUAUUAGACUGCAUAAUUGCAUUGGGGGCAUACAUAUAUGCACCUAUGGAGUGUGCACCCAUGAAACAGGGUAUCAGCUAUAGAACAACCAACAUUGAACAGGAGCUCAGGCAGUAUAAAAUUUGAGGUGCUGGUUCUCUGCUCCGGUGGGCUCCUGCCCAAGUCAAGCACUGCUUCUUAUCCCUUGCGCAAAUAGCUUACAAUUGUGUCUUUCCCGAGCUCACUGGCGCUGAAACUCUGAGGGCCCAGAAUAUUUUAUACAAUGUGGCAAGUUCGCUAGCGCAAGCUUCUGGUUGGACCCAAGUUAAUAGUUGAUACAAUGUUUCAAGUUCCUUGCAGAUAGCCAAUAUGAUUAAUAGGCUAUAUUUAUUUAUCAGUAUAUUUUCUAAGCCUGCAGGCUGCAAUGUUUUUAUUUGUUGGCUUUAUGUAGGCUAUUUUUACAUGGUUGGCAAUGGCAAUAGAAGUUACUUUUGAUCAUUUUCAACAAGCCAUGAGGUCGAAGGAAUUGUCCGUAGAGCUUCGAGACAUGAUUGUGUCAAGGCAAAGAUCUGGGGAAGGGUACCAAGACAUUUCUGCAGCAUUGAAGGUCCCGAAGAACACAAUGGCCUCCAUCAUUCUUAAAUGGAAGAAUUUUAGAACCAAGACUCUUCCUAGAGCUGGCCGCCCGGCCACACUGAGCAAUCGGUGGAGAAGGGCCUUGGUCAGGGAGCUGACCAAGAACCCAAUGGUCACUCUGACAGAGCUCCAGAGUUCCUCUGUGGAGAUGGCAGAACCUUCCAGAAGGACAACCAUCUCUGCAGCACUCCACCAAUCAGGCCUUUAUGGUAGAGUGGGCAGACGGAAGCCACUCCUCAGUAAAAGGCACAUGACAGCCCGCUUGUAGUUUGCCAAAAGGCACCUAAAGGACUCUGACCAUGAGAAACAAGAUUCUCUGGUCUAAUGAAACCAAGAUUGAAGUCUUUGGCCUGAAUGCCAAGCAUCACUUCUGGAGGAAACCAGGCACCGCUCAUAACCUGGCCAAUACCAUCCCUACGGUGAAGCAUGGUGGUGGCAGCAUCAGGAUUGGAGGGAAAGAUGAACGGAGCAAAGUACAGAGAUCCUUGAUGAAAACCUGCUCCAGAGCACUCAGGACCUCAGACUGGGGAGAAGGUUCACCUUCCAACAGGACAAUGACCCUAAGCACACAGCCAAGACAACGCAGGAGUGGCUUCGGGGCAAGUCUCAAUGUCCUUGAGUGGCCCAGCCAGAGCCCGGACUUGAACCCGAUCGAACAUCUCUGGAGAGACCUGAAAAUAGCUGUGCUGCGACACUCCCCAUCCAACCUGACAGAGCUUGAGAGGAUCUGCAGAGAAGAAUGGGAGAAACUCCCCAAAUACAGUUGUGACAAGCUUGUAGCGUCAUACCCAAGAAGACUUGAGGCUGUAAUGGCUGCCAAAGGUGCUUCAACAAAGUACUGUAAAGGGUCUGAAUACUUACAGUAUGUAAAUGUGAUAUUUCAGUGUUUUGGAAAAAGUCAAGGGGUCUGAUUACUUUACGAAUGCACUAUACUUCCAGUUGAUUUGGGCAUCCAAUGUAUGGGACAUUGCAACUCAGAUGCUAGUCAGCAGGGGCGAACUGGGACCAGAAUGUGGCCCUGGCAUUUCUUUUUCUUUGAGGUCCCGACACCGCCCUGUUUUUUUUUUAGUUGAGGCCCCCAUUUAUUAGUCAGAUAAUGAUUAUAGGCCCAUUAGGCUAAACAUGUGCCAGUACACCCCUGCUAGUCAGCCUGCAAAGUUAACACUUCUAAGAUAAGACUAAACUAGAAUUUGUGGGCUUGCUUCAGGUGAAUAAAAAUAUUUGUAGCCUGCCAUUUGAUCUUUGAUAUAUUAAAUUAGUGAAUUAUUUCAAAAGGCAUAAAACGUGUUUGCUUUUAAUGUUGCAAUGUUAUACAUCAAGGGUGGUCAACCAUCCUCCAGGAAAGCUAAUGGGUGUGCAGGCUUUUAUUCCAGUCCCCCUCUAACAAACUACAUUCUAGAAAUUAGCUGCUCAACCAGACCUUGAUAAACUUGCUCUGAUGUGUUUGAGCACUCCCAGUAGGGUUGACCAUGUGUUUUAUUCAGUUGCCUAACAGGUAUUCUACUUUGGGGGGGGGGGGUUAAGUGCCUUGCACAACAACAGGAGAUGGUACAUGGGAUCAGAGAGCAUCCUCCCAGUGUCAAUACCACAGUACGCUUAAUUUUUUAUACGUACAGAGAGACGCCGCUAAUGGUUGGUCAUGGAAGUUUGGGAGAAGUCAUGGAAAAGUCAUAAAAUUCCAUCUGUCAAAAUGUGUAUGAAUCCUGAUAGAAGCAACACUCCAGCAUGUCACGCCUGUAUGGAAGGACAUCAUAUAUGCACUGCUGUUAGUUUGAGAAUAUAAAAGAACAUCUAUUAAAUGUAAAUGGGUCCAACGGAACAUGAUUUGCGAUCACGGAUGCUUAUGAAACUAGUGUUUUUUUUGUAAUUUUCAGUGAUCGGGAUAAUGUUUUUUUAUUUUUUCAGCUUUCAGGACAAUUCGAAACAACUCAGUUGGCUAGUUCAGCUAUCUGUCAAGCAAUGGACUGAUUGUAACUUGAUCCUACUACUACGAUUGGAUAUAGGGAGGCUGUAACUCCGAUCCCUUUCACAUCUCCUCACAUCUCUCUCCAUCGCUCACAUCACUUGGUGCUGUUUACUGCCACUAUGAGCACUAGCUCAAUUGCGAUGACAUAGUAUCGAACAAAGAGAGCGAGUGUAGGAAAAACGCUGCAAUGACGAUGCACGUUCUGUCUGAAUGACUCAUCUGUCCGUAGUUUGAGAAGUGAGAACGCACACGCUCGCUGAUCUACAGCUUCCUUGGUCCAUAAACAUGCAAGAAGAAUCUUGGGUAGCCAAACCUAUUGCCAACCUUUUUUUAUUUAGGUAUUACAAUCAUUUAAUCCGACAUCAACUGUCAAUUUAUGGAUACGAUUGCAGCUAGUCAGAUCAGCACACCAGUAAAUGGCUAACGUUAGACCCCAAGUCAGAUUGCUCGUUGCCGAAAAAUGGUGCAUGUUCAUAAUGAUAACCAGCUAACGUUAGCAAGCUGCUUUGGCUAUUGUCUCCUAUCUGAUAUCUUAGCACCAUGUUUAUCUAGCCAGCUAGCUAGCAUAGUAGCUAAGGUGUUCCUAAUAUUUUGUACACUCAGUGUAUAUUGUAAUAUUAGCUGAAUAGGAGCAACACUUGAAUAUGUUGGACUCACUCAUUGCUAUUCUGUAACUACGGCCUCCUCUUGUCCCAGGUGCUGUUGGCAGCAGCGGUGUGCACCAAGGCGGGCAAGGCCAUCGUGUCGCGGCAGUUUGUGGAGAUGACCCGGACGCGCGUGGAGGGCCUGCUGGCCGCCUUCCCCAAGCUGAUGAACACGGGCAAGCAGCACACGUUUGUGGAGACUGAGAGCGUGCGCUAUGUGUACCAGCCCCUGGAGAAGCUCUACAUGGUGCUCGUCACCACUAAGAACAGCAACAUCCUAGAGGACCUGGAGACACUACGUCUCUUCUCACGUGUGGUACGACACGAGGGGACCCCAAAAAAUCUCCACAUACCCUCACAGAUGCCCUGCUCACACGCACAUACACUCACAAAUAUCCUUAGUCACCCACCCACAGACUCACACGGUCUCACCCACACAUACUUCUAGGAGCGGCAGAGGACACCCAUUAUGUAAACAGUUUGUUAAGCGUAGCUCAAACAGUGUUUUCAAGUUGGAAGUAGCGUGAACCAUAUUUUUCAGUUUGGCAGAGCCUAAACAAUGUGUGCCACUGAGUAAAAGUAUCAGUGGGGAUAAUUUAUGUGAAGAAUAGAGCAUUGAUGACUAAGUGACCAAAUCUAUUACUCCUUUAGAUCCCAGAGUACUGUCGGGUGCUGGAGGAAGGGGAGAUCUCAGACCACUGUUUCGACCUGAUCUUUGCCUUUGAUGAGAUCGUGGCGCUGGGCUACAGGGAGAACGUCAACCUGGCCCAGAUCAGAACAUUCACUGAGAUGGACUCUCACGAGGAGAAGGUGUUCCGCGCCGUCCGAGAGGUGAAAGGAGAGCAGCAGCAGAACUAAUGAACAGAUUGCCAUUACAUUAUUACUGAGUCUAACAGCAGUCUGAAUGAAGGGGAGCAGCAGAACUGAACAGCAUUACAUUAUUAUUGUAAUAUAGCUGAAUUACUAAAUCCAACACUAGUCUGAAAGAAAGGGUUUUUGGUUUUCCUUUGUUUUCUCGCCAUCUCAGACCCAGGAGCGAGAGGCUAAGGCAGAGAUGAGGAGAAAGGCUAAGGAGCUGCAGCAGGCCAGGCGGGACGCGGACCGCUCAGGGAAGAAGUCUCCAGGGUUCUCCGGAGGGUUCGGCAGCACAGGCAGCAUGUCCAGCAGCAGCAACGCUACCAUCAUCACAGACACCCUCAUGGAGCCAGAGAAACCCAAGGCCUCACCUGUCCCUGCUAGGUACUACCCUCGGUAGAUUAGGGUUUUGAGAUGUUUUGAUUGUUGUGGUGAAUGUAUCCUGUGUUUUAUUUGUGAGAUGUAUUUAUUAGUAUAUUUGUUGGUUUUUUUAGGCUCAAUGGAAUUUGUGAAACUUGUUUUGUCAGAAUGUAUUUUUAAUACUGUAGAAAGUUAGGCCUAUGCCUCAUGAGUUAUGUAUUCAUCCACAGGGCUAGUGGUCCCAGUAAGGCCCUGAAGCUGAGUGCCAGAGGGAAGGAGGUAGAUGACUUUGUGGACAAGCUCAAGUCCGAGGGACAAGUCAUCAUGCCCAGCUCAGGGAAGAGGCCCUCCGAGGCAUCCAAAGCCCUGCCUCCACCAGUUAACACAGAGAGGUGGGUUUACCAGGUUCUAUAUUAUAUCCCACUGAUUACAGGCUGCGUGUUUGAGGAAUCAGUUUGCGAAGGCAAGGCGCAGAAUCGCUCAUCUUGAUCCCAUAAUGAGGAGUUAUUUGGGAUGCAAAGUGAUUGUAGAUCAGUGAUUCUGCACAGUCCCGACUGCAAUGUAGUUAGACUCAAACACCUGCAGGUUAAUAUGUCCAACUGUCUCGAACCUCUGCCCUCUGGUUCCCAGUGUGCACCUGCGUUGUGAGGAGAAAAUCAGCCUGACCUGUGGGAGAGACGGAGGGCUACAGAACCUGGAGGUCCUGGGCAUGAUCACCCUCCGAGUGGCCGAUGACAAGAACGGACGCAUUCGCCUCACCAUCAACAACGGAGAUAAGAAGGGAGUCCAGCUGCAGGUAGGUUCCAAACAAAUACAUCAUUGGUUCCAAAGGGGGAAAGGUUCACCACAUCACCACGACAGUUAUACAUGUCAAGGCAUUCAUGGAUUUGGGCUGUAUAAAUCAAGGUUCAAAAUGGCCGCAGUUAGUUGUAUUUGCUUUCGGUGCAGCAUGAGCACGGUUCCACGUUUUAUGCCAUGGGAACUUUAACAAUGUGUUUUAUCGUUUUUCUCCCUCCCUGCUCUGUCCAGACCCACCCCAACGUGGAUAAGAAGAUGUUCACCACAGACUCCGUGCUGGGCCUGAAGAACCCAGACAAGUCCUUCCCUCUGAACAAUGACGUGGGCGUGCUCAAGUGGAGGCUACAGACCACAGAUGACACCCUCAUACCACUAACGAGUCAGUAGACUUUACUAGAGUAUUACGUGUUUCUAUACUAGUGUAUUUCCUCAGUGUUUCUCUCUCUGGAGAGCUGGAAUACAAUGUUCCAAGCAUUCCAACUAUAGUGUUCCAAGCAUUCUAAUAGGUUGUUAUUAAUAAAACGUCACAAGGUGCAGAGUGUUCGAUUUGCCUGCUGGGGGGCAAGGAGAACCCCAGCUCUGCUAAAACCAUGCCGUUUUCAAGGGAUUGUUAAAUAAAUGUUAACUAUUUGGUUGUAAUAUCAUCACCUCUUGAAGAGCAUAGUCACAACUACAGAUUUCUGAUUAUUCCAUGCAAAACAAUUGCGCACAAUUAGCUCUAUCAGAGUUAUACAGCAAGUAACUGCAUGCUUUUCGUGAGCAGUAAACAUCAAUUAAUCAUGUAAUUUCAGAUACGUGAGGGUAGCCUCAUGACAUCUCUCCACCAUUAAUUGGAUAUUUGAGUGAUAAAAAACUAUACCUGUCAAGUAUGAGUGGUUUAUGUAAAUGUACCAUCCUUUAUGGGCUCUGCCUGUCAAGCAGCAGAAGGGAGCAUUUGCCGAUGUACUGUUAGCUGAUGAUGUGCAAGCUACCGGUAGAAAGGGAGGACUUGCCGAAGUAAAGCUCUUUCCAAAAGCCUAAUCUCUGAUGAAGCAAGCUGACACGUUGUUUGCUUAGCUAGCGAGCUAACUACAUGCUAAAUGGAUAGGCUACCCUCACGUACCUUAAAAUACAUGAUCAAUUGAUGUUUGCUGAUCAUGAAAAGCAUGCAGUUAUUGCUGUAUAACUCUGAUGAUAGAGCUAAAUGUAUAAUAAUCGGAAAUGUGUAGUUCUGACUAUGCUCUUCAAGAAGUGGCAUGUUUUAAAGUGAAACUGACAGCGUUUUAACUACUUUGCACAUAUGAAACAGACAGACACUCAUAAUAUUAGUCAAAUAUCAAAUUCCCAGUUUAUGCUUCAAAACCAACUUUUAAAAGAGGUUUCAAAAAUAGGUUCUAUUUGACUCAAAAUUCCAUGACGUACAGUAAGGCAUUGUUGGUAGAAUAGAUGGAUGCCGUUCAAUACAUAAUUAAUACAAUUCACCAAUACAUUUCUUGGAAGUCAAAAAAAUAUUGCUAUCAGGUUGUAAAUCACAGCUGGCCUGAUACAUUGUUUGCUGCCGCCACCCUAUCGGGAUGCACUGUUUCAAUGACUCAAUUUGAACAGAAACUGACAACUGUAACUAAGACUGGGAAUGUCAAUACAAUCAAACUAGUAAGGGCAAUGAUCACAAGUCAAUCAUAACCUGACUAAUAGGCUAGCGCACGUGUCAAACACAAGGCCUGCGGGCCAAAUGGUACACUCAAACGAGUAUAAAUGAGUCAACAGUUGAGUCAUCUACUUCAUGACAUUAUAGCCUGAUGGGCUUGCAUCGGGGAAUUCAAUUGCGCUGCUGUCCUGUGUUGCGUUUACAGCGCGCAGCGGAGGGAAAGUGUACCACAUGCCACAGUACUAGCUAGUCUACUGAAAUGUUGCAGUCUGGCUUCGGUUUUUAAAGCUUGACAAAAAAAAUAAGAUUAUUUAUAUUUUUUGGUUAAAUAUGUUAAAAUGCUAUAUACAGCAUCCUAUGUACCAGUCAAGUUUGGACACACCUACUCAUUCAAGGGUUUUUCUUUAUUUUUACUAUUUUCUACAUUGUAGAAUAAUAGUGAAGACAUCUAAACUAUGAAAUGACACAUGGAAUCAUGUAGUAACCAAAAAAGUGUUAAAACAAAUCAAAAAUAUAUUUUAGAUUUAAGAUUCUUCAAAUAGCCACCCUUUGCUUUGACAGCUUUGCACACUCUUGGCAUUCUCUCAACCAGCUUCAUGAGGAGUGCUUUUCCAACAGUCUUUGUUCGGUUUUAUUUACUGCAGUGUCUAUUAAUUGUCCAAAUGAACAGCUGCUUUCCCACUCUAUAUUGCUAUAGAAUUUUCCAAAAUGCCUUACUAUAUGUAAUUCCCAAACAUUCUAUGAAUUUAUGAAAAUGUGAAAAUGACCAUUUCUAAGUGCUUGCUUGUCAGAAAAUGUAAAAAAAUAAAAUAAAGUGACAUCUUCCUGGGGGUGUAUAUGGACAGAUUUGAAUAAGAUUUCAUGUUGCAAAAAAUACUGUCAGUUCCACUUUAAGCAUUCUAACUGUUGUGUUCUUCUACUUCUCCCCAGUAAACUGCUGGCCCUCUGAGAGUGCCACUGGCUGUGAUGUCAACAUAGAGUAUGAGCUUCAGGAAGAAGCACUUGAACUGAAUGAUGUAGUCAUCUCUAUUCCCAUCCCGUAAGUAAACCACUCUGAAGCACCUCAGAUCCCAUUUCUCAUUUUAUCCUUUCCUUUCUAUACAAUGGAUUCCAUAUUAAUUUCUAAUACUAUGGUCUUAGACACUGUUGCAGUCUGUCAUCUGAGUUUAAUUUCAUAUCUGUCUAUCUGUCCCUGCAGGUCAGGUGUGGGUGCGCCUGUGAUUGGUGACCUGGACGGAGAGUAUCGCCAUGACAGCCGGCGGAAUGUUCUUGAGUGGUGUUUACCCGUGGUGGACUUCAACAACAAGACAGGAAGUCUGGAGUUCAGCAUGGCAGGCCAGCCCAAUGAUUUCUUCCCUGUCAACGUCUCCUUCGUCUCCAAAGGAAACUACUGCGACAUAACUGUCAGUCUUAUUUAUUUAUAUUAUGAUUCACUUUUAUUUCACCAGGCGAGUCAGUUAAAAACAAAUUCUUGUUUACAAUGACGGCCUGUAAGUCUCUACACGCUCUGACUGGCUUUAGCAGUUUGUGAGACCAUGUAGAUGUACAUCUAUUGUAUUAACCUAAUAUUUCCAUUGUGACGGUGUAUAAUGACUCCUGUUACUCCUCUAGGUGGCCAAAGUGUCCCAGGUAGAUGGAGAGGUUCCAGUGAGGUUCUCCUCAGAGACAUCGUUCCUGGUCGACAAGUAUGAAAUACUGUAAUAUAUUCACAUACAGUACUACCAACCAACACCACGAUGACAAGAUCGGUGGAUUGACAUAUGAAAAAACGAAACAAAAUGAAAGUGAGAAGUGGACUUGAAACCCUUUUCAAAAAGAAAAACCCUUCGCACCAUGGCUUGGCUUGCCAGCAUUUGGUGUCUUUGUACCUUUUUACCAGAAAUCUAUCAACUGAUCGACCUAUAGCUGUAUGUAAAAAGAACCGCUCAAUGCACCUGCAAGAUGGAAUGGUAAAGUCAAACGGGACAAGGUUGGGUAACUGUAUCAGGGUUAGGUUGGGUGGACCUGGGGGGUGAUGACAUCUGGGGUGGGCUGUGUGAAUGACACUCAUUGGCCCAGUAUGUAUCAAAUCCUUUGACAGACAGAAUCUGUGAACUAUCGGCUAAUAGUUUUACAGAUAAGUCGUAAUCAUGUACAGAAAUACACUCUUGAUACACAUACUCCAAUACAAACAGGCUUGCGGUCCAUAGUAUAAAACUACAACCACUCUUUGCUUUAGCCAGAAGAACCACACAUUGUGAUUGGUACUGAACUGACCUAAAUAUUAGCUAAAAUGAUUGAGGUUACAUGUUUUAUAGUUUAGCUUCGCUCGCAUUUGAAAGACCUCGUUAUUUAAGAAUUUAUUUUGUAUGACACUGCUCUGUCUACAGGCUAGUUAAUAUAUGAUGUAUAAUGGCAUAUUUGUUUGUGAUAUGCUAUCAAAUCAAAUGCCUGGAGUAGUUCAAUGCUGAAAAAAGUUGGUUUUGUACCAUACCAGUACAACUCAAGCACUGUAGUUGUUUGCAUUUUUUGCAAUGGAGGGAGCUCAUUCAAAGAAAAAGUCCUGUCUGAGAUUUGGACUGUUAUAAUAAAUCUGCUUAUCAAAUGGAAAUUAUCAAUCCGAGAACCAUAACCCUCUAACGCUCCAAACAUCAAACCUUUAUAUGCCAUUUAUCAGAUGCUUUUAUCUUAAUCAAUUUACAGUACAGUGAGUAUACGUACAUAGUACAUAGUAUAACGUACGUAACCCCAACGGGAAUCGAACCCACGACCCAUGCUCUUACUAACUGUGCCACAGGAGAACCCUGUCCAUCACCACCACCCACAGUCCAACCGCCAACCAGCCCCGUUGCAACAAGCCCCCAUGGUUAUGUAUGAAUGAAUGUCAGGGCUCUUCUCUUGUUUCAGAGUGUGUCUAUAUAAAUGGCCAUAUUCACCUUGACUGUGCUAAUGAUAUACAAUUGAGAGAGGGAAAAGUUAAAUAAUAUUUGUAUUGUUGUUGGAUUUUUUUUCUUCGUUAUUCUGAAUUGUGUGUGAUUCAGAUUGUUGGUCGAUGGGGAGAUUGGAGGUAAAUAAGUGAAUCAGACUUUUGUAACCCUAUAGAAUAAUGAUCAUGGGUAAUUAACAUUCCAAUGUAAACAUUAAAAAGAUUAAAGUGUAUUAUAAACCCUGAAGAUGAUCCUAUAAUGAAAUAUUUUCAGAAUGAAUGAUGUGCUUUACCAAGGUCAGUUGUGUCAUCAUUUCUAUAAGCAGUCUUGUCUAGUGACGGCAUGCAAAACAUGGUUUCCACAAUCGAAGUAUGUUUGAGUACUGAUAGAUGUGGUACUAUGUUCUGUGGUUACUAGAGUAGUAACAGCGUGUGAAAAAAGGUUUUACAUUAUUUGUUAUGGCAUGGAUGUACAGGUCACAGGUGGAAUACAAGACCAGAGUUUAACAUAAUCUGUUGGUUUGAUCCAAAUGUCUGAUGUUCUGAUUUCUUCCAUGCACUCAAUGCUUCCAAUAAUCCCAGUCAUGGUAUGUAAGUGUUAAACCUUUUUGAGGUGAAGCUUUGAGAAAACUGUUCUGUCCCUGUCUACUAUUCAGUAGGGUAACACUAGCAGAACGCUGCACAAAACAAACAAAAAAGUAUUUGUAUUGGGCAAGUUCCGGUAGUACCUCCCGGUUUCAAUCCAUUUCUAAACAUUUUCUCCCUACUGAACAGGUGGUCCCAUGAGCUCAACCCACCUCCAUAGAGGAUAUUCGGGCCAUGUCACUAGAGCAACUGGAUGAUCCUUCAACAAGUUCUGAUUGAAUCUGGGGGGGAAAAAACAUUAUUUUGCUUUUAUUCCAUC
Molecule: messenger RNA, 11832 nt
Organism: Coregonus sp. 'balchen'
Lineage: Eukaryota; Metazoa; Chordata; Actinopteri; Salmoniformes; Salmonidae
Source: the annotation of a GenBank genome assembly